CGCUGCGGCAGCUAUAAAGCCAUCGCCGCCCAGGCAACGGCCACGAGUUCUUGCCACGACGCCUCCGAACAUCGCACAAAAUGAAGCUGCAAGUGACUGCCAUUUUCCUCGCCCUGGCUGCGGUGGCCGUACAGUCGCUGCCACAGGGCGCCCCCCAGCAGGCGCGUCCUCAGGCCGCUGCACCCAACGCCCAGGGAGGCCAGAAGAAGAUCCCCCUUCAUCUCGACCCUAACCUGACCCUCAGGAAGAUCUCGCAGAAGGAUUUGAAUGAUUUCCUGGGCAGCAAGGAAGCCGUCAACGAGCUCGUCAACUGCUUCGAGAGCCUGCGCAAGUGCAAGGCUCGAGCCGGAGUCUCCCUCGUCCGUGACGUGAGGAGCUUGGGCAAAGGAGGCACCUGCAGGAACUGCUCCGACGCUGAGAGGAAACACACAAGGAAACUCGUCGGUGACGCCAUUGCCGGACUGCAGCAAUACCAUCCGCAGGAGUGGAAGCGACUCCUUCCCGAAAUCGGCUUCCUUUUGUAAAAGACAAACGGCCAAGGUUUCCGGGGUAAAAGUUGUUAUGUUGAUGUUUCAUGAACUCAAUGACUAACUAUCAAUUCGAGGUGAUGGCAUCUAGGCCGUCUAUCGAAUGUUUCUUCAUAUGUUCAAAAACUUAUUCCGCCUCGAAAAAUAAUUUUGAAAAAUUGUUAAACAAAUAUUAAACACGAUUGGAAUCAGUACAUAUAUUUGACAGCUGUAGCUAUGCCUGAGAUGGCGAUCUAUGACUACUCACAGCGGUAGUAAGUUCCAAGCUGGCUUAUAUAAAACUUUAAAGAUGCAUUACGUUAUUUUGGCCAAAUUUUGUUAAAUUAAUGCAAAGAAAAUGUGAUGGUCGCUAUUUAUUACCCCUUUCGAUAUGUGAUACUUGUGGAUUUUUAUUAAUAAAAGAUGUUAUGAAUGUU
Molecule: messenger RNA, 943 nt
Organism: Hyalella azteca
Lineage: Eukaryota; Metazoa; Arthropoda; Malacostraca; Amphipoda; Hyalellidae
Exons: 3
Coding region: 81-524 (147 amino acids)
Source: RefSeq, a predicted model, not a curated record